UAUAGUGAAAUGACUUGAGUGUCAUGAAGCACUCGCCACAUAUUUCUUUUUGAAUUUAUUUGAUUUUUACACGUGUUUCAUAAUUAGACAAUAAUAUGGAAAAGCUAGAUUUAAAAAGAAAAAAAUUACCUAUUACACGCGAUGAGUUAGAAAAAUUAAGCAAAAAUGAAUUAAUUGAUAAAAUAAUUCAAAUAAAUGCACACAAUACUCAAUUAAUAAAUAUUAUCAAUAAAAAUUCUACAAACGGUCAAAAUGAAUCAUUUUUCAAAAAAGGUCAAAAGCCUUUUGAUUUUUCUAAAGCACAUUAUAGACAUAUAUUAUUAAAAUUAUAUUACCUAGGAUGGGAUUAUAAAGGGUUUGCAUGCCAAGAAGAUAGUACGGAAACAAUUGAACAUUAUUUAUUUGAUGCCUUAAUUAAAACAUGUUUAAUCAAAGAUCGUAAUUCAUCAAAUUAUCAUCGUUGUGGACGGACAGAUAAAGGUGUUAGUGCGUUUUGUCAAGUAAUAUCCAUAAAUGUUCGAAGUAAAUUUGAUAAGAAUGAACAAAACAACGAGGAAUCAUUAAAAGAUGAAAUCGAAUAUUGUAAAUUAUUGAAUAAAGUAUUACCAAAACAAAUACAAUGUAUUGCUUGGUGUCCAUUACAAAAUGAAGAGUUUAGUGCAAGAUUUGAUUGUGAAUCUAGAACAUAUAAAUAUUUUUUUCCAAAAUCACAAUUAAAUAUUGAAGCAAUGCAAAAAGCUUGUAAGUUCUUCAUAGGGACACAUGAUUUUCGUAAUUUUUGUAAAUUGGAUGUUGCAAAUGGUGUAACAGAGUACAUAAGAAAUGUCAUCGAUAUUUCUAUUGACGAAUCAAAUGAGAAUAAUAAAAAUAGUACAUAUAAUAUGUAUGUAUUAAAAAUAACGGGUAAAGCAUUUGUAUGGCAUCAAAUACGUUGUAUAAUGUCUAUACUAUUAUUGAUUGGAGAAGAAAAAGAACAACCAGAAGUGAUAAAAGAUUUAUUAAAUGUUGAUUAUGUUCCAAAGAAACCACAAUAUGUAUUAGCAUCAGAUUUACCAUUAAAUUUAUACAAUUGUCAAUACAAUAUUGAUGAAAAUCAAUGGAUUUAUAAAAGUGAUGCAUUGAAACAUUCCAUUUGUUGUUUGCAACAAAGUUGGUGUGAAAACGCUGUUAAAGCAUCCAUGGUUCAAACAAUGAUAAAUGAUUUAGUAGAACAAUAUAAUAAUUAUUGUAAAGCAACAGAUACUGAGACAGAUAGUAACGAAUCUCUUUAUAAACAGCAUGAAUUAUUAUUAGCUAAAGAAAGUCAAUCCAAAAUAUAUCAGCCUUUGCUUCAAAGAAAAACAUGUGAAAGUUUGGAAAAUCGUAUAACACAUUUUAACAAAAAACGAAAAACAUAUAAUUUA
Molecule: messenger RNA, 1403 nt
Organism: Chrysoperla carnea
Lineage: Eukaryota; Metazoa; Arthropoda; Insecta; Neuroptera; Chrysopidae
Product: tRNA pseudouridine(38/39) synthase
Exons: 7
Biological process (GO): mRNA pseudouridine synthesis; tRNA pseudouridine synthesis
Cellular component (GO): cytoplasm; nucleus
Molecular function (GO): RNA binding; pseudouridine synthase activity
Source: RefSeq, a predicted model, not a curated record